Oncorhynchus kisutch (coho salmon) is the source of this 1262-nucleotide messenger RNA. RefSeq names its product microfibrillar-associated protein 5-like. The record is from RefSeq and is a predicted model, not a curated record. Bases 144 to 566 code for a protein of 140 amino acids. NCBI's taxonomy places the organism in Eukaryota, Metazoa, Chordata, Actinopteri, Salmoniformes, Salmonidae. The transcript is spliced from 7 exons. Gene Ontology annotation, cellular component: microfibril. Gene Ontology annotation, biological process: embryonic eye morphogenesis.
GAGGGGAGGACAAGGGGUGGAGGAGAAGGAGGAGGAGGGGAUGGAGAGAGAAGGAGGGGAAAGGAGAGAGGACAAAAUAUUCAAAACAAAGGAAGUUUUUGGACGACAGGAAAAGUUCUCGUAAACAUCCAGCUCUUACAAGGAUGGGCAGUCUUCCAAUCGCCCUGCUCCUCUGCGGUUUCCAUGCCCUCACAGCUGUAGCCCAAGCCCCGCAGGCUGAGGUGGAACUCCACAGAGGUGACUGGAAUGAAGAGGAGGCUCUGGUGUCUGUCUCUACCCUACCGCCUGACUGUAGGGAAGAGACGUACCCCUGCACCAGGAUGUACUCUGUCCACCGGCCCAUCAAGAGAUGCAUCCACUCCCUCUGCCUUUACAGCCUCCCUCGUGUCUAUGUGAUCAACAAGGAGAUAUGUGUUAGAACUGUCUGCCAACAGGAUGAGUACCUGAAGGCUGAGCUCUGCAGGGAGCGGUCCGGCUGGCCCAAACGCUUCCAGAGGUCAACCACCAAUAAGAAACGCUGUCACAAUCUCCGCGGCAAUCCCAAAACCUGGGAAAACAAGGCCUGAUGGGCCCAAGAUGGAGGAGUUAGAAGGAGGGGUGGAGGAGGAAGGAGAGAAGGAGUAGGAGGGAGGACACCCUUGGAGACAGAACACUGGGUUGUUUCCAUAAAAAGACCCCGAAACACCAUAAAUUCCCCGCUCAACACCUGGUGCUAGCCUGUGCCUUAAUACACAACCACAACCACAACCACAACCACACACACAAACAAUAUAUAUAUAAAACACAGUCCACGUGACUCCAAUUAAGAACAGUCUGAGUCAUAUUUCUCAGUUCUUCUAUUAGCCCUGUGUUUUAAUAGAACUGUCUGUGAAUAUCAGGGGAGAAAUCACUCCCCACAGAUUGGACCUGUGUUUUAAUAGAACUGUCUGUGAAUAUCAGGGGAGAAAUCACUCCCCACAGAUUGGACCUGUGUUUUAAUAGAACUGUCUGUGAAUAUCAGGGGAGAAAUCACUCCCCACAGAUUGGACCUGUGUUUUAUUUGACACGGAUCAUGUUCUGUGCCAUUGCGGGCUGUAUAAUACUGUUCAGAUGGAACGCUGUUGAGUUCCUGUAGUUGUGUACUGUAGAGACAGUCUGAGAACAAAGUAUCCACUCUGUCAUUGCUGACACCUUAUUGUAAAGCACUCUAUCACAAUCCAAUACCAAAGCAGUGCAAUACUACAAAGCAGUGCAAUACUACCCAAUAAAAUGUCAUUCAUUGG